Cyphellophora europaea CBS 101466 is the source of this 1224-nucleotide messenger RNA. RefSeq lists its product as uncharacterized. The record is from RefSeq and is a predicted model, not a curated record. NCBI's taxonomy places the organism in Eukaryota, Fungi, Ascomycota, Eurotiomycetes, Chaetothyriales, Cyphellophoraceae. Bases 1 to 1224 code for a protein of 407 amino acids. The transcript has a single exon.
AUGAGAGUCUCUCCGACUUUCCUGCUGCGAUCCAUCGUCUCGAAGCUGCACCCGCCCAGCCCCGCAACAGCACGGGAGUCGCAGCGCCUCUUACGAUCACUCGACGGUGCCUUCAGGAAACGUCUUGAUGAGGUGCACCCAGCACCAUCUCUCGAUGCCCACCGAGAGAGUGAUGCUCCGGCCGAUGGAAAUCACUCCGUGAACACGCACCUCGACGCUAUCCUACAGCACCCGCUACUACAAUCGAAAAACACCGCCGGUGCGCAGCCAGGGAGCUCGCGUGCCGUUACCUUGAUAGAUCGAAUACUGCGAGAGGGUGCGCUGGACAUGGACUCUUUGCGAAAGGCCGCCCAGAUCUACCUCUCCGACGCGCAGACGUUCAAGCGCAAUGAAAGAGAACAACUCGCACCCCGACUGGCUGCAUGGAUGGCUUCUGCAUCAGACGCGCAAAGAACAGAGUUCUUCACCACAUCAACCACAGUCGGCCCCGUCCUCCUCGUCAUGUCCCGAGACGGCGCCGACGAGACGGUCUGGGAGUGGCUCAAACAUCUACAUCGUUGCAAGGACGCCUCCUUCGUCGCGCACCAGCAGCACCUACGCACCUGGCUGGACGCCGAGGACGAAUUCGUCUCCUGCAUGAUCAGCAACGCCCUACGCAAGAAGCAAUUCACCGCUGCAGCGCAACAGUACGUCGCAGCGGCUGCCCACCGCGCCACGCUCCCGCAACCCGCCCCCAUGAUCGCCGCCUGGACCCGCAUCGCCUCACUCGUAGCCAUGAAGCGACGCCGCCACGGCAUCCCCAGCGCCCUAUUCUCCCGAGUCCUCGCGCACGCCCCUCCCCUCGACGCCAUGGCCAAGACCUACUACUCCUCAGGCUUCCUCGCGCUCUACCACCCAGACCGACCCAGCGUGCAGCCUCUCUACCACGACCUGCACAACGAAGCCUUCGUCGCCCACUGGUCCAAGUGGAAAUGGCGCCGGACCACCAAGAUCCAGCAGGCGCUGCUGACGGCCAUCCUGGACGCGGCUGACAUGGCUUCCUCCAGAGGGAAAACGGCGCAGGCCCGCUUCUUCCUAGACUUUGCGCAGACGCAUUUCCCGGACAUCGUCUCGAGGGCGGAGGCGGUGGCGAGUCCGGCUGCGAGGUUGGAUCAGGCGCGGGAGGAGCUCGAGAGCCAUCGGGGAUCGAUAGAUCAUGGACACUUGGAGUGGGCUGUUGGCUAA